CGCGGCGGGCGGAAGCGGGGCCGGGCCGGGUGCGAGGUGGCGGCGGCGGCGGCGGCGAUGGGUGGUCACUUGUUAUGAACUGGUGGUGUGGAAGAAGCUGAAUGAAUGGAAGAGUCAGGGCAGAAAGGAAGUUUGCGUUUCAUGCUCUCCGCUGGCCACAGGACACAAACAAUGCUGUGCAUCUGAAGAGACCUGGAAUCAUCGGAGCUGUGUGUCCUGAGGGACUCUGACCAUCUCUGAAGGGCGCCAUGAUGGAUAACCGGUUUGCCACAGCGCUGGUGAUCGCCUGCGUGCUCAGCCUCAUCUCCACCAUCUACAUGGCCGCCUCCAUCGGCACCGACUUCUGGUACGAGUACCACACCCAGUCCCCGGCCGAGAACGUUAGUGAGGCCGGGAGGGGCAUCUGGGAGGAGUUCGUCAGCAAAGAUGCGGAUGAGAAGACGUACACGGAUGCGCUCUUCCGGUGCAACGGCACGGUUGGAUUGUGGCGGAGGUGCAUCACUGUACCCAAAAACUCUCACUGGUACAGCCCACCAGAAACUGAUAUGACUACAAACUGCAUCAGUUUCUCCCUCUCUGAUCAGUUUGCAGAAAAGUACAUAGAGCCUGGAAAUCACAACAGUGGCACGGAUUUGAAUCGGACUUAUCUCUGGCGGUUGCAGUUUCUCCUGCCCUUUGUCAGCAUCGGCCUCAUGUGCUUUGGGGCUCUGAUUGGGCUCUGUGCUUGUGCCUGUCGCAGCCUUUACCCAGCCAUUGCCACUGGAGUCCUGCAUUUCCUAGCAGGGCUGUGCACGCUGGGCCUCGUUGGAUGCUAUGUGGCUGGGAUUGAGCUGCUCCAUAGGAAGCUGCCUCUGCCCGAGGAUGUGAAGGGUGAAUUCGGCUGGUCCUUCUGCCUCGCCUGUGUGUCAGCACCUUUGCAGUUCAUGGCAGCUGCUCUUUUCAUCUGGGCAGCUCGCACCAACAGGAAGGAAUUCACCCUGCUGAAAGCCUACCGUGUGGCUUAAGA
Melozone crissalis (California towhee) is the source of this 1006-nucleotide messenger RNA. RefSeq names its product claudin domain containing 1 (gene CLDND1). The coding region runs from base 249 to 1004 and encodes 251 amino acids. NCBI's taxonomy places the organism in Eukaryota, Metazoa, Chordata, Aves, Passeriformes, Passerellidae. The record is from RefSeq and is a predicted model, not a curated record. The transcript has 6 exons. Gene Ontology annotation, cellular component: membrane.